GAGCGUUUAUUUUAGUGUUAAGUGCUGAAACGCGACGGGCACAUAUUUAGACAGACGCAGGAAGGUCAGAGUGUUUCCAUGUGAUAGAAGCCCCGAAGAUGGCGAUGCUUGCAGAACCACGCAGGAAGCAAAAGUGGUCUGUGGAUCCAAGGAACAGCGCUUGGAGUAAUGAUGAGUCCAAGUUCGGACAGAAGAUGCUGGAGAAAAUGGGCUGGUCGAAGGGAAAGGGGCUGGGAAGAUGCGAGCAGGGGGCCACAGAGCACGUCAAGGUGAAAGUGAAGAAUAACAGUCUGGGACUGGGCUCCUCUGCCAGCUACGAGGAUAACUGGAUUGCCCAUCAGGAUGAUUUUAAUAAGCUUCUUGCUGACCUGAACACCUGCCAUGCCCAAAACGGAUCUACAGACUCUGAACAGAAGCAGAGCUUCAGCUUGGAAGAGAAGUCCAAGACUUCAAAAAAGCGGGUUCACUACAUGAAAUUCACAAAAGGAAAGGACCUGUCUAGUCGCAGUGAGAGUGACCUAGCCUGCAUCUUUGGGAAGCGGAUAAAGAAGUCUAAAGAGCAGGAAGAGGGCAGCAGCAGUCAAGAAUCCCAGGAGGAGACUGAACAGGAAGAUGGGGAUGCCAAACAAGCUGUAACCUCCGGCCUGGAUGUGGAAACCCCCAUGAACACGGUCACCAGCUCUCUGACCAUGCAGGAGUACUUUGCGCAGAGAAUGGCCCGGUUGAAGAAGAGCCAGGGAGAAGCCCAGACCGAGUCAGCUAUCGUCCCAUCUUCCGAAGACUCGGGCCCUCCAGAAUCACCGAAACAGAAAUCCAAGAAGAAGAAAAAGAAACAUGGCCGCCGAGAAAGUGCAGAGCUGCUGAGGGAGGCUGUCACAGGGGAUGGCAAGGGCUCGCCAGAAGGAGAAGAACUGGAGAAGCAGGGAGAGAAAUGCGUGGACACAGUAGGCCACACCGUCAGAAAACCCAAGAAGUCAAAAAACAAAGAGGUUGUGAAAGGACAUGUGCAGGGAGAAGAAGAGGACAAUGCAACAGAAAAAAUAGAGAGGAAAAAACAGAAGAGGAAGAAGAAAGAGGAGGAACCAGAAGAAAUCACUGUAAAACCCAAGAAAAACAAGAAAAAGAAGAGAGAUCAUUUAGAUUGAAGAAGGCAAUUUAGAAGUAGUUUAGACUUCGUUUUUAAAAUGCAGGGGGCAGAGAGCAUACCAUGGAGUAAUGUGUCUUACAUCAUCACAUUCCUCAUUUUUAAGCCUUGGUCUCCUAGUACACAACUUUUUACUUUGCCUGUCUGAUGUUUUCACAAAAUGAAAGUUUGUGAUAGAAAUGAGUAAUUUUGCAUUAGUAGUGCUCACAGUUCACACCCUAAAACUUUGCUCCUCACCUCAGUCCUCUUGUGAUGUCUGAUGAGAGGGAACAGCUUUUCUAGUCCAAGGUUUUUAUUGAUCUACUUUAUUUCUCAGCCAUGGUACUGGUACUACGUGUCCUUAACACAAGAAAUAAUGUUAAAGAAAACAUUUUAAUUAUUAAAAAUGACACAUCAGCCCCUUCAGAGGAAAUAAUUUCUCAUUUAAAAUAUGAACUGUCUUCAGUAAAAUUUCUAGACAAUGUAAUAAAGGAUGUACAAAAGGAAUGGUUAUUAUACAUCGACUGCUUGAAUUUCUUUUUCAUCCUCAUUUAAAUCUUUAUCCAGUGCACUGAAAUUGUUAAAUAAGUGACUUUAACAAGAAAGUGCCUUGUCUAACUUAAUGUAGUGUUUUAUUAAAAAAGAAUAAGAAUGUAGUUCAUUUUACUCCUUAAAACCUGAAGGCUGCAGCCCCUGAAAAUAAGUUGUAUAUGAUGCAGUGCAGUGUUAUAAGAUGUUAUAAGUGUUCUUGAAAACAACAGAAGCAGAGCACCCGUUUCAACUGGAUUUGAGUAACUACCUUAUUGAGAUCAUUUUACUGCUGCUUCUGCAGAUUCACAAAGAUAUAUAAAGAUAUUAGUAUUUCAUAAUGUAAGGACUGUAUAAGCAGUUUUAACACCUAAUGAAUGUUAUGAUAAUUUAACUCUUUAUAGCCUGAAUUUCUUAUCCACUGAAAUCUUCCUAGGUAAGCCUUUAGCACUUUGAAAUCAUGCUCGCCAUGAGACAUUACUGUGUAAAAUCAGGAUUGAUUAUUUGAGCAGAGACUGAUCUGAUUUUUACAAAAUAAAAUGGUUUUCACACAACACAUUCUUGCUAAGGACUUGAUUGAAGGAAUUACAUGAUAAUUAUUUUCUUAAUUGGUGUCUCCACUUAAGUAGUAAACAAUAUAAAAUCAAAUAUAAAGUUUUGCACCUUAUAUGAAGUAGGAACAUUUAAGAUGGUAUGAUAACUCACGCCAAAUGAUGUAAAGAAUAUAUUGCAAAGAUUUAACGGGUUAAAUACAAAACUGGUAGUUAAAUGUGUUUAGAAGUGUGAUAGUAACUGAACAUACAGAGCACGGUUGUGAUAUUAACUGCGUUUGUGAAAGUUAUGCAAGAAAAAUAAAGCAUCUUUUUUCAACUCCUAAACCUCA
Molecule: messenger RNA, 2534 nt
Organism: Lepisosteus oculatus (spotted gar)
Lineage: Eukaryota; Metazoa; Chordata; Actinopteri; Semionotiformes; Lepisosteidae
Gene: pinx1
Product: PIN2 (TERF1) interacting telomerase inhibitor 1
Cellular component (GO): nucleolus
Molecular function (GO): telomerase inhibitor activity; nucleic acid binding
Source: RefSeq, a predicted model, not a curated record